Molecule: messenger RNA, 8443 nt
Organism: Esox lucius (northern pike)
Lineage: Eukaryota; Metazoa; Chordata; Actinopteri; Esociformes; Esocidae
Gene: ercc6l2
Product: excision repair cross-complementation group 6-like 2
Exons: 20
Coding region: 615-5171 (1518 amino acids)
Molecular function (GO): ATP binding; ATP-dependent chromatin remodeler activity
Source: RefSeq, a predicted model, not a curated record
GCUGCAGGUGUAUGCCACUGAUGAUGCAGGAGUAAAAGUCUGAUCAAUUGAUCGUGCCUCUUCUACAGUGCGUGGUAAAACCUAUGGUCACAGUCACCCUAGUCUAAAUUGCUGAACUGGCAGCACUUUCUAGUAAGUCUUAGAAUAAAAUAAACGUCUAUUUUUCCGAGAGACGAAAACGUUUAAUUAUAUUUUAUUUUUAUUUUAAUUACUCAUUUAUUUUUGCGAACAAUUUCAGCCAUACUGUUUUCGGGAACAUGCUGUGGAAAGUGCAACACGGAAUGUUAACAUAGAUAAACAGCAGAGCGCUUUGGUAGGUGAAGCGAACGCUAGUCGCUAACAAUUUAAAACGUAGCUAGUACAGGGCAGAAUAUGUCUGAAAGAUAUAAGGUACAAGCUAGCUCAAAACCCUGCCGAAUGCUAAAUAAUGUAUUUAUCUUACUAACACUAUAGUUGAUGAUUUGGAGAGCGCUAUGUGUCUGUGUUGUUAGCAAGCUAACGUUAAGCUAGCUAAUGUUAACUGCAGUAGAAAACGUGUGGUCAACGUUGCUGCUAGUCGCUGAAGAGAACAUACUGUAAUGUUUGCUUCUGUCAGCUUGCUACAAUGCUGACUGAUGAUGGCUUCAACUUCUACAGCUGACAUACAAGUGUGGCAUGAAGGUGACCGGUGCCUUGCUCCCAGCCCCAGAAAUGGAACCCUACAGGAGGUGACAAUCCAAAAACUCACCACCACUUCCUGUGGCAAGGUCACCGCACUGGUGAAGUUCACUGAUCAGCAUGUUGAUGAUGACGAACAAGAGGCAGUCUUUCCAGUCAUUAAACUCCAAAGACCAGACAAUAUCCAGUCAUCUGGUGGAGUGUCUGACCAUGAGAAGCCUUUCUUCGUCUACACCCGGAUAGUCCCCGGUCCAUCAGAGUCCUUGGUGUUGUCCUCAAGCGGUGUAGCAGUCCCAUACACCAUCAACAGGUACCUAAGGGGCUACCAGCGGGAAGGGAUCCAGUUUAUCUAUGACAACUAUGCCCUGUCUAGAGGAUGUAUCCUGGGCGAUGACAUGGGCCUGGGCAAGACCGUCCAGGUCAUUGGUUUCCUGGCUGCUGUUCUGGGUAAAACGGGGACAUGGGAAGAUAUUGAAAACAACAGGCCUCAGUUUCUCCUCACUUCGCCAGAGCAAAUCAAACCCCAAAAGGUGUUCCUGAUCGUGGCCCCUCUCUCGGUCCUGUAUAACUGGAAGGAUGAGCUGGAGACAUGGGGUCACUUCCGAAGUGUGGUGGUCCACGGGCUGAGAAAGGAGGAGGAGCUGGCUCGCAUCCGGAGGGGACGCACUGAGAUCGCCCUCACUACUUACGAGACCCUCCGCCUCAGUCUGGAGCAGUUUAACGGCAUUAACUGGUCCGCUGUGAUCGUGGACGAGGCCCACAAGAUCAAAAACCCCAACUCCCAGAUCACUGUGGCCAUGAAGGGGCUGAGGUGUCGGGUCAGAGUGGGCCUGACCGGCACAAUUCUGCAGAACAACCUUGAGGAACUCUGGUGUGUCAUGGACUGGGCCAACCCUCACUGCCUUGGGUCCCUGGGUAACUUCAAGAACAAGUUUUCAGACCCAAUCGAGCUGGCACAAAAGCACAGCGCGACUAAGCGUGUCCUAGCAGUGGGCAGAGGGGCUGUCCGAGCCCUGGCCCGGAAGCUUUCCCAUUGGUUCCUCCGGAGGACCAAAUCUUUAAUCAAAGAGCAGCUGCCCAAGAAAGACGACAAGGUGGUGUACUGUUCGCUGACUUCGUUCCAGGAGGCGGUGUAUCAGGAGGUGCUGGACACGGAGGAUGUCAAGCUGCUGCUGCGCUCCUCUGAGAAGUGUGACUGUCACAGCAGACGCACUCGCAGGGAGUGCUGCUACAAGGCGAAUGCUAAGGGUGUACGUGUGUCGAACCUAUACUUCACUUACCUGACCAUCCUCAGGAAAGUGGCUAACCAUGUGGCUUUGCUGCAAUCCACGGGGAACACCAGCAAAAAACAGGAGCAGUACGUGGCGGCCGUCUGUGAGAAGGUGUUCCAGAAAUUCCCAGACUUCACAGAGCGAUGCAAGCAGGAGUCCUUCGAGGCCAUGUCGGACCCAGUGUACAGCGGGAAAAUGAAGGUUCUUCAGAGGCUGUUGAAACAUUACAUGCAGAGGAAAGACAAAGUACUGUUAUUCUCCCUCUCCACUAAGCUGUUGGAUGUGCUGGAGAGUUACUGCAUGGCGGAAGGCCUGGAGUAUAGCAGGCUAGACGGCAAUACCAAGUCCAGAGAUCGGCUGAAGAUCGUCAAAGAUUUCAACAGCUGCCCUGACAUCAACCUCUGCUUGGUGUCCACCAUGGCAGGUGGUCUGGGCUUGAACUUUGUGGGAGCCAAUGUUGUGGUCCUUUUUGACCCGACGUGGAACCCUGCUAAUGACCUACAGGCUAUUGACAGGGCCUAUCGUAUAGGCCAGUGUCGGGAUGUGACGGUAUUCAGACUCAUCUCUCUGGGCACUGUGGAAGAGGUCAUUUACUUGCGCCAGGUUUACAAACAGCAGCUGCAGUGCACUGUGGUUGGGAACGAGAGUGCCCGGCGCUACUUCGAGGCGGUGCAAGGCGCCGACUGCCAGAAGGGGGAGCUGUUUGGGAUACAGAACCUCUUCAGGCUACAAACCCAGGGGACCUGCCUCACCAGAAAAAUACUGGAGCGGGAGGGGCGAGUGGAGGUGGGAGUAAUGACUGCCAACACACACACUGGGGAAGUGGAGGGGGAGACGGAGGAGGAGGAGGACAGGAGGAGGAGGGAGAGUGAGACUGGAAAGGUUUCAACUAAGGACCCCUGUGAACCAAGUAAUGGAGGGGUCAUCAGCGGUGUGGGGGCAUCAGCGACGUCCAGAGGACCCCCACGGAGGAUACUGGACUUCAGCAGUGAGGAGGACGAUGAGGGAGGCUGCAAGAGGAAGGUCGAGCCCGCGAACACCUCUGCCCCACCCGGCCGUCUCAGUCUCCUUCAGCAUGGCUUCUCCAGGCUGCUCCAGAGGUCCGGGGUCAGGGCUGGGUCAGGGGAGAGCAGUCAGAGUGAGGGGGAAGGCGGGGGCUCGGAGGAGGACGGGUUUGAAGGCACCUCUGCCAUUGGGACAGGCUCCAAAGGUUCCAGCACCGCAGGGAGUGGACGCCGCCAGACCCCUGGACUGACCUCAAACGGGGGGCGCCCCCGAGACGGAGACUGGGACACCUCAUCCGGUUCUGAGGGACAGGAGAAAAUGAAAGGAGAGAGGGGGGAUGGACAGAGGGAGCGAAAUCGUAUGCCCGUCGCCCUGUCAGAAGACGGUGAAGACGUGGGGCGAGUAAGAACAAAUAUAAAACGAGCGAAGAGGGGGGCGGAGGCAGACGCCGAUGAAGAUUCACCCUCGUCCGAGGGAAACAGUAGCCCGAUUGCUAAAAGCGUUGUUCCCAGAAGGCACCAGGACUUGUUUGACUCGGAUGAGUCUGAAGAUAUUGACAUGGACAUUGAGAGGCUGCUGAAACCCAAAGCGCUGAAGAGAUCCCCCGGUCAGUUGCGGAGGAGGGUGAAGGGGAUGGACGCCAGACUGGCCAGCAACAGACCAGUAGAUCCAAACAUGAGAGACAGACACACGGAGGACAUAGAGACGUUCACCUCCUCAGACGAAAACCACAUGCCCGUCAAAAGAGGCCGAUCUCUUCUAACACCGCAGACAGACACAUUAACUAGACUGAAAAGCCAAAAAGCCAACCGGACUAUCCCCUCUGCCAAAGAACGUCUCGGUGGAACCAUAGACACGUUUUUAGGUGGCGUGCAGGAGGUGGCGUACACCCACUCGAACCAACAUGUGGUGGGCGGAAGCAAGGCUGAGGAGAGACUCAGCAGAGCCGCUCUCAGAGAUGUGUUUGAACUCCACAAAUACUCCCAGUUUCCAGCCAAUGAGCUCGUAGGCACACAAGAGACCCAGCCUGAACUCUCCCCACCACCUCAGACCUCCCACGGCCGGGUGCAGGCAGAGCGGGAGGCGGCCCAGAAUCCCCGCGUGGACCACCCCGUCACACACGCCUCCAAGAGCGUCCACCGGCCCAGCCGGCACACCACCGUCAUCAUCGGGGAGACCCCCGGAGCCAUCCGCAGGAAGCAGCUGGAAAAUAUGGCAUGUACGUUUGGAUCCGGUUCAUUGAGACAGUUUGCUGAAGGGGUUCUGAGGAGCACUUCUGCCCAGAGACUGUCUCAGCUGCGACAGUUUUACAUAAAACAGGGCCCUGAGCUGGCCUCUGUUGUGAGAGACAACUUCCCUGAACCACACACAGCCCAGCCCAAACCUGACAGGACCGCCUCAAAACCUUUGUCCAAAGCAAAACUCAGACCCGGCUCCAAAGGGAACCAGAAAGCCGCUAUUGAACCCCAAACAGAGCCUAGAACACUGCAUAGGGCCGUUCCAGAACCCCCAAGAGAUAUUCCUUCUCUUGAGAAAAAGGAACUGGGGUUUCAGAAAGCUAGAGGCAGGAAGAAGAGGAUCGGUGAAUGUGGAACAUCCUCAGCUGCUCAGCGCUCUAGUCCAGACCCGGCCAUCAGCCCUCCGAGCCGGGGAGACUCCUCUUCAUCACCUCUCUGCCUUCACCACCAGCCCAAGUCUAAACCCCCUCCCAGCCCCCAGGCAGGACGGAGUGGUCUACCGACCUCCCACAGGAAGGGGGAGGCUGUGGAGAAACAGCGGUACACCGCCCAGGCCUCUCCUCUCCCUUCGUCAACCCCCAACCCACAGGUCCUCCUCACAGAGCUGCUCGGAGACACCUCCAUCCUGGACGACCUGCUUCGACCCAGAAGCAAGGCCUCGUCAGACACUCAGUCACGGGCCAUUUCGUCACGGGCUACAGCACCCUCUCCAUCUACUAAGACUAGGGCACCCCCCAAACUGCAAAGCGCAUCCCCAAUGCCUACCCCAGCGCCACCCGCUUCCUCUCUAGCCACCGAAAGGUCAAGAGGCAGCCGCAGAGACUUCUGGGAUAUUCUGGAAGAAGGCAAUGAGGAAAGGAUCAACCGACUGACAGACUUGUCUGAGGUGGAGAGGGUGUGUGAAACAUCCAGUGUUACAGCCAGGGCCAGAGGAGGACGCCAGGAGGAAGAGAGCACGUCACUCUGGAAGAAGAACCAGAAGUUCCUGUGGAAGAAAUGAUCCGGGGGAAGAGUGAUCGUGUUACGCAUGUAUUUGUUUUCGUAGCAAUUUUAAUGAUUAUUUUCCUUUUUAAAUGAGUGUGUUUUUUAAAACUGAGGAAUAAAACACUGACUAGGUUAUUUUAAUGAACUGUUCUGGUUCCCCUUUUCCAGUGUUAAAGGAAGGCACCCUGGGGUUAUAUGGAUGUACAGAACUCCUUUACAAAGGGAGACCGAGCGACUGUUGUUAAUGCACUGACGUGUUACCGUUGGUGACCGAUGUCAAGGAGAUAAAUGAUACAUUGUAAAACUUAAAUUACAGUUUCAAAUAAGGCUUCCCCUCUAUCUCCUCCACAGUUCAUUUCCAGGCAGACCUGAGUUUAAAGUAUUUUAUGGGUAUUUUAGUUAUGUUUACGGAUGUUUUUUUUUUAAUAUCUUAUCUCUUAAAAAUAAUUAGUUAUACUGGAAUGUAUUUACAAAAAUGUCUUAUAAUUCAUGCAUUUUCUGAAAUAUUUAAUUGCUUCCUAGAUUUGUACACAGUCCUAUUUGCUCCUAGAUCACUUAAGAACUUUAAUACUAUGAAAAAUACUAUUUAUAGGACAUUUAGUAGUUAGGGAUAGGUUUUGGGGUGGGAUUUGGUGUGUGCGUGAUGCAUUAGGACCCGUAGAUCCUUCAAGGCUGUGUGGGCAUGUCUGACGCCAAACCCUGAAUCUUGGAGUAUUUAUCCAGCUAUCCAACAGUCUACCUCAAAACCACCUUUCCUUAUGUUGUUAUUAAGCCUAAUGAGCAAUAUGUGGGUGUGCGUGUAUGUUUGUGGAGUAUGGAACGUGAAUAGUAAAGCAGACAAUUAAGACUUAUCUGCUACUCGCUUGGUUCGGCUGUAUUACAGCGGUAGUAACCCAGUCUGCCUGCCUGUGUGUGUCAUGAAUCACCACCAGCCUGACACUGUCUCAUGUCUGCCUUCUAACAUGGCUGGACCCCUGGUGGUCCUAAAAAAAAAAGACCCCCUUAAAAUUAGACACUAGCUGUUCAGGGUUUGCAAGUUUGUGGGCUCCCUCCCUUCUCAGUGCUGCUUCUAAUGGCCACAGAGUGGAAGAACCAUUAGAAAAAUAACCAUAAUCAUGUGAAGAUGACAGAGAGGCUGAGAGCUGCAGGACCCCACCCCGAUUGCCCCCUUCAUACACACACCGGUCCGUUCCAAGUGGUGCCCUUUUCCCUAAGUAGAGCUCUCGUUUUGACAGGGCCCAUCUGCACAAGUGAGUGAGGGACCAUCUGAGUCGGACUCGGAAUCAAUCCGACAGAUGAUUCCCUUCACCUUACAGGCUUGGAGAGAUACCCAUGCAGCUGGUUGACCUCGUUUGGCUGUUGGCUGAUGUAAGCUAUGCCCUGUUUGUGUUUUGUUCAGCUGAAAUGAGAAAGUGGUGAUUGCUUUCAAUAAACAAGAUAAAUACGUGCCUCAACAGAACACUCGGCAUACUUUACCGAAGGUGUGUGUACGAGUGUGUGUGCACGCACAGCCCUUCUGGGUGGUAAGAGGUUCCCAAUGCAUGUCUCCUGACAGACAGGCCACACACCUGCCACACCUGUUUAAAUUAGAAACUAGGGAGAAUAAAAGGUCUUAUCUCUCAGCUACCACCUAAACUCCAUGCCAGAACGAACAGAUUCCUAUCUACUGAUCUAGUCUGACGACGGAGUCUUCUCCGCUCCACAAUUUUGUCAACUAUUUCAUUCUGUGCCAUAUUCUGGGUAACAGUUUUAGCCAAAAAUGGACUGCUGUCUUUUCUCCCUCUCCAGUGGGUGUCUUUUCUCUGUGUGUCAGUACAGCGGGAGGAAUGUUUAGAUUCCCUGUCACAGUAACCCGUCCGACUGAUGCACCGACCAGGCCUGCUGCUUCUCCAGUUUAUUUGCAGAAGUCAUAUAGACAGACAGACUGAGCGUUUGGUUUGAUCGGUGAAAAAAAGCCUCAGGAUUUGUGGGAACCUGUUGGGUUUCUACAUAGAUGGACAGGUCUGGAGUGGAGGCAUGCGUCUCCUGUACUGGUGCCUGAAGCUUUUUAUGAGAAACCGAGAAUAUGAAAACCUUGACAGAAUAUAGUGAAGGAUGAGUGAACGGUUUUCCCUCUAUGUAGUAUUCAAUUUGUUAAAUGCCUUUUGCAUUUGGACAUAGAAAUCAUUUUAAAUAAAUAGUUUUUAGGCCAAAUGUAAAUUGUUUGAUUAAUGAUCUUACUAAAAGCAUCAUAUAUGGGAUGACCAAGAAGACAACCAGACAACAGAUUGGUGCUAUGAUGGAUAAUUUUCUCUAACUUAAGUGUAUCAACAUAGCUCCUAAAGGGCUGUAAAACUGUUUGAACAACUCCUGUAUAGCUGAGGUCAUGCUGAAUGGGAGCAACACGAAGGGUUAACUGAAGCUAGAACAUUUAUCAUAGCAUUUAAAACUUGUGAAAUAGUUUUCCCUUAUUAUUGACAGAGGUGCUUUCACUUGACACCCCUCUUCAUUUCAGGUUAGUAGGCAACAACCUUAACCCUUUCUUUCCCCAUGCUGUGGCCAUCUGCAGCCAAAACCCUUUUACUGACUAAUAAUGCUUUAUAACAUCUACACACCUACACUGCACAGCACUCAUCUUCUGUCAAUUACAUUGCCAAUAUUGAUUCUGUAAAUGUUUACAUGAUCUGUAAAUCGAUGUAUAUUUUAUAUCUAUUGCUCAUAUCCCUUGAUCUUAUAUGCACAUGUAAAGUCAGUUACAAAGAUUUGUAUACCACUAAGAGCACGUUUACCCCAAAUGAAAGCUUUAUCACUUCACCUCUUCCCUUGUCCUCCCUAAUCCUCUCCACUUAAAUUGCUUAAACAUUCCGUGGGUGUUAUUCAUGUGAACAAACUCAUACAGGCAACUAAGGGGUCUUCAAAAGGCCGUACGCAGGUUGAUUAACCGUUUACUGGAUGUCCGCUUGUUUGUGUUUUUAAGUUAAGUGGAAAUGUUGAGUAUGGUUUGAGGGCAUUAUGUUUCAUUGUUUUUGUGAGAAAUGUGAGGCUUGUGCACAUUAUGCGCGAUGAACCCUGUAUUGCUUGGCUGAGUAAACUACCUUGCUUUGGUGUCACUGUGGAUGUACUGUGUUAGUAUCCUGGUGUCAUGGGCAAAAUUGUCCUAAGAAAGAGUCAGUAAAGAGUGUGUAGCUGUAUUUUAUUUUCCUUCUUUACGGGGUUGAGGGGGUAUCCCACAGUUGUUACGGUAACGCACCAAGGAGGUGUCUGAAUAAAGAAACGUGUUACCCCCUCUCAUUUCUUGAGGAAAUUACA